Poecilia latipinna (sailfin molly) is the source of this 1714-nucleotide messenger RNA. RefSeq names its product StAR related lipid transfer domain containing 5 (gene stard5). The record is from RefSeq and is a predicted model, not a curated record. The transcript is spliced from 4 exons. The annotation marks the transcript as partial. Gene Ontology annotation, molecular function: cholesterol binding; cholesterol transfer activity. NCBI's taxonomy places the organism in Eukaryota, Metazoa, Chordata, Actinopteri, Cyprinodontiformes, Poeciliidae. Gene Ontology annotation, biological process: cholesterol import.
CUUGGCAGUUACAAGGGAGAGGGCAUUGUCAGCGGCACCCCUGAGAACGUAUGGGAAUGUCUCAAACCAGAUCCCAAUGGGCUCCGAGUCAAGUGGGACAGCAACGUCAAAAAGUUUGAGCUUCUUGAACAGAUCAAGGAGGAUAUUUCCAUCUGCCGGACAGUCACACCCUCAGCCGCUAUGGGUAUCAUAGCUCCACGUGACUUUGUAGAUGUUAUUUUAGUUAAGCAAUAUGAAGAUGGCAGUAUUUCAUCUAAUGCGACCAAUGUGAUUCAUCCUAGUUGUCCUCCCCAUCCUGGCUAUGUGAGAGGAUUUAACCAUGCAUGUGGCUGCAUUUGUAUCCCCAUCUCAGGGGAGCCCAGCAAAACUCAAGUGUCCAGUUUCUUCCAGACAGACCUGGGUGGCCUCCUUCCACGCUCUGUGGUUGACUCAUUUUUCCCAUCUAGCAUGACCGAGUUCUACAGCAACCUGGCCAAAGCUGUAAAAUCUCUUAAGGACAUUUGAGACAAAGAGCAACCAAGUUUUCCCCCACUGUAUUAUAAGCCUGGUGGGCUGCCAGGCUUUACUUGCCCCCCACCAGGCCAAGCAUUGAUGUUUUUCUUACAAAAAAAUAAUCGCUUUUAUAUUUUUUUAUACCCCACAUAAAGCAAAAAUAGUAAAGAUGCUUUGCUCAGCUCAGCAAAGUAUCUUUGUUGGUCUGAGCUUUUCACCAACAGAACAGAAUCAUUCCUAAAAGGGAUUUAUGCAUUGAAUAGGGCAUGAAGCUGCCAAUGUGCACCAUUCGCACCGCUGGCGCCUGUUGGCCGCCUACUGCGCUGCUGCAGCUGAAUCUAUCAAGUUUACCUCGUCGCAGAUUGCGCGCCCUGCAUUUCACUCAAACUAGAUGUUUUGGCAGGUGUUUUUUUUCUGAGAAGCUUAACCUGCAUUUAUAACAACCCCCUGUGAGGAAUCAUGUUUCUUUGGAGAAUACUUCAGUAAGGUAGGAGUCAAGUUUGAAAGUCACCACUCUGUUUGCACUAGCUCAAUGUGCAACAUAAAUGUAACCUAUAGUUCGACUUUCAGAUGUGGGUGCAGUGGAGUGACAAUGAUAUAUCUUUGUGUGGCAUGUGCGUUUCCAUCUCACACAUGCUGGCCCAGCGCUGGGCCACAUAUAUUAGCUGCGCUGAUAAAGCUUAUAUAUGUGUUCCUCGGUGAGGCAGUGCGAUAGUGGUAAAGGCCAUGGAGGAGCUGUUGCGUUCUCCUCAGUCAUGCAGCAUGAUGGUCUUUUUGUUCGUUUUCUGUCUUAUGCAACCACACAAUGCAUCAAACUGCACCAUAUCAAAUGCUGUUCCGGUCAGUCAGAAGUGCUGUGCGCAACUGUGCAGAGAUCAGAAAAACUCAUCUCAUAAUGCCCGGACUACCAAAACAAAAAGUCUCUGUGGCGCUUAUUAUAAACUCAACAUACACAAACUAGAACAGCUUUGUCUCUACUAGAGCGACAAAUUUAAUCUCUCCAUUUGACCCUCUGUAUCCAGCAGAGAGGUGCGGCGUGCAGUGGAUUUAGCUCAUCAUGCAGGGUACUGCAUCACUAACGGCAUUGCAGAACAGAUUUAGUAAAAUGUGGGAGAGGGGCAUAGUUUAACUGGUUGAGUUUAAAAGCAAUCAGUGAUAAUUGUAAUUUGCUGAGAUAUUUUUGUGAUCAAACAGAGCUCAAACUCAAGAUUAAACUCAGAAU